Molecule: messenger RNA, 2734 nt
Organism: Erigeron canadensis
Lineage: Eukaryota; Viridiplantae; Streptophyta; Magnoliopsida; Asterales; Asteraceae
Product: beta-adaptin-like protein A
Exons: 11
Coding region: 88-2571 (827 amino acids)
Biological process (GO): intracellular protein transport; vesicle-mediated transport
Cellular component (GO): membrane coat; clathrin adaptor complex
Molecular function (GO): clathrin binding
Source: RefSeq, a predicted model, not a curated record
AAAAACAAGUAAGAAAUCAUCACAUAUGUAUAUGUUCCUCUGAAGACCAGAUCAAAUAUUAACUCCUUCCUCACAAAGAAAAGAAAAAUGGCUCCAUCUCAACGAUCUGCUUCCCCUUCUCAACCCUCCGGUAAAGGGGAGGUAACGGAUUUAAAGAUGCAGCUAAGACAGCUGGCAGGGAGUAGGGCACCUGGGACAGAUGACUCAAAACGGGAUUUAUUCAAGAAGGUGAUAUCCUACAUGACAAUCGGGAUUGACGUGUCAUCGGUUUUUAGUGAGAUGGUGAUGUGUUCGGCAACUUCAGAUAUAGUUUUGAAGAAAAUGUGUUACUUGUAUGUUGGUAAUUAUGCAAAGUAUAAUCCGGAUCUUGCGUUGCUUACGAUUAAUUUUUUACAAAGAGAUUGUAAAGAUGAGGAUCCGAUGAUAAGAGGGCUGGCGUUAAGAAGUUUGUGUUCAUUACGUGUGCCAAAUUUGGUUGAGUAUUUAGUGGGACCACUGGGUGCGGGGUUGAAAGAUGGCAAUAGUUAUGUGAGGAUGGUUGCGGCUGUUGGGGUAGUGAAGUUGUAUCAUAUAUCGGCUUCUACUUGUUUAGAUGCUGAUUUUCCACCUCUUCUUAAGCAUCUCAUGCUUAACGAUUCGGAUGCUCAGGUAGUUGCAAACUGUUUAUUUGCUUUACAAGAGAUAUGGGGCUUGGAAGCAAGUACAUCGGAGGAAGCAGCAAGGGAAAGAGAGGCCUUAAUCAGUAAACCAGUUAUAUAUUACCUGUUAAAUAGGAUCAAGGAAUUCAGUGAAUGGGCUCAGUGUACAGUUCUUGAAUUGGUUUCUAAGUAUGCACCACCUGACAGCAAUGAGAUAUUUGACAUCAUGAAUCUUCUAGAAGACAGACUUCAGCAUGCAAAUGGUGCGGUUGUUUUAGCUACCAUAAAGUUAUUUCUUCAAUUGACGAUGUCUAUGACUGAUGUUCAUCAACAGGUGUAUGAGCGGAUCAAAGCCCCUCUACUUACUCUUGUGAGCUCUGGGGGUCCUGAGCAGUCCUAUGCAGUACUUAGCCACUUGCAUCUUUUGGUUAUGCGUGCACCAAUGCUGUUUGCUUCAGAUUACAAGCACUUCUAUUGUCAAUACAAUGAUCCGUUCUAUGUUAAAAAGUUGAAGCUUGAUAUGUUGACAGCAGUGGCAAAUGAGAGCAAUACUUAUGAAAUAGUGACUGAAUUGUGUGAGUAUGCUGCAAAUGUUGAUAUCCCCAUUGCAAGGGAAUCUAUUAGAGCUGUGGGGAAAAUUGCACUUCAGCAAUAUGACGUAAAUGCGAUUGUUGAUAGGCUGCUUCAGUUUUUAGAGAUGGAGAAAGACUAUGUUACUGCAGAAACACUGGUUCUUGUAAAGGAUCUUCUGCGAAAGUACCCACAAUGGAGUCAUGAUUGCAUAGCCGUAAUUGGGAACAUAAGCAGCAAUAAUGUCCAAGAACCUAAAGCCAAGGCAGCUCUUAUUUGGAUGUUAGGCGAGUAUGCUCAGGACAUGCAAGAUGCUCCUUAUGCUUUGGAAGGAUUGAUUGAUGAAUGGGAGGAUGAGAGUUCCCCGGAGGUACGUUUGCAUCUGCUUACAGCAGUAAUGAAAUGUUUUUUCAGAAGACCUCCAGAGACUCAGAAAGCCUUGGGCUCCGCAUUAGCUGCCGGUCUUGCUGACAUGCACCAGGAUGUCCAUGAUAGAGCCUUAUUCUACUACAGGCUUUUGCAACAUAAUGUAUCAGUAGCAAAUAGUGUGGUAAAUCCUGCGAAGCAAGCUGUUUCGGUCUUUGCAGAUACUCAAAGUAGUGAGAUCAAAGAUCGCAUAUUUGAUGAGUUUAACAGCUUAUCUGUCCUAUACCAGAAGCCUUGUUACAUGUUCACAGAUAAGGAACAUCAAGGACCAUUUGCCUUUUCAGAAGAGCUUGGAAACUUGUCUAUUGGACCAGAACCUUCAGCAGAUGUUGAUGCGAAUGAUGAGGGUUUACUUUUAAGUACCACUGAUAAAGAAAGUAAUAGGGCCCAUGCCAAUAACAGUUCUGCGUACAAUGCAGCGGCUGCAUAUGACCCUUCUCAAGGAGCACUUGUAUCCUUGAAUGAACCUGAACCAGCACAUACUCAACAAGCAAACUUUGCCAUUGAUGACCUACUUGGUCUAGGAUUGUCUAUUGUUCCUAGUCCCACUCCCUCCUCUCCUUCGUUGAAGCUAAAUGGUAAAGCGGCGCUUGAUCCAAGCACUUUUCAGCAAAAAUGGCGCCAACUUCCAAUUUCAACAUCACAGGAAGGGUCUAUUAGUCCACAAGGUGUAGCAGCGUUGAUGAAUCCACAAGCACUUGUACAGCACAUGCAAGUUUAUUACAUCCAUUGUAUCGCCUCAGGUGGGCAGGCCCCCAAUUUCAAGUUUUUCUUUUUCGCACAAAAAGCAGACGAGCCAUCAAACUUUCUUGUAGAGUGUAUAAUCAAUUCAUCCACGUGUAAAGCACAGAUAAAGAUAAAAGCCGAUGAUCAAAGCGCAUCCCAGGCCUUUGCCGACUUGUUCCAAUCGGCUUUGUCAAAAUUUGGAAUGGCCUAAUUGUUUGUUGUCUUGUUCUAAUUGUUUUGGUGUUAUAGAAGUGAAAGAGUCUGUAAUUGUCUCGGCUAAAGACAUUUUUUGAUUACGAGCAAUUGGUUAGAUUUUUGUAUUUUAUUGUAUGUGUUUUUUAGUGAAUAUAUAACAAGCUUAUUAAUUUACUUAA